Molecule: messenger RNA, 2871 nt
Organism: Cadophora gregata
Lineage: Eukaryota; Fungi; Ascomycota; Leotiomycetes; Helotiales; Ploettnerulaceae
Exons: 9
Coding region: 1-2871 (956 amino acids)
Biological process (GO): fungal-type cell wall organization; GPI anchor biosynthetic process
Cellular component (GO): endoplasmic reticulum
Source: RefSeq, a predicted model, not a curated record
AUGGCACCAAAAUUUAAGGACAAGGACGGCGAGGUCGUGCUCAGCUUUUCAGGAAAAUGGGUCAGUUGGGCGCAUACCGCAGCUGCGUAUUCUGCUUUCAUAAGCGCGCUCAUUGUUGGCGUCUCGUUGCAUUACCACAAGAUAGUGCAGAAUGAAUACUGGGGCUAUCCUGAGGAAUGGUUUCCCAGUGUGUCUGCCACGAUAGGUGACCGGUACCCUGAGCGUUCCUUUUUUAUGCUUUUCAUAGCUAUUACAUCAGGACCUCGAUUCGUUCUGGUUGGUUUAUGGUACCUCUUAACCGCGCGACCGAAUGCAAAACUUCCCAAGUUCGUGGCUGGCAUGGGUGUAUUUCGAACGUUGACGUGCGGAGGAUGGACUUAUGUUACAUCUACAGAUGAUCACGACUGGCACGACAUUUUUAUGAUAUCAUACUUGGUUGCGACCCUUCCGUGGACGCUGGGAUGUCUAGCAUUAAGUCCUGCGAAUGCGAAAGCUGUCAAGUACAGAAAAUACUUGGCGUCAGCUUUCUUCGGAACUCUCGUUCCUUUGAUUUACUUCUUUAUCCAACAUAAAGUUCACAAGGUUGCCGGAGCGUACACAAUAUAUGCUUUCUUCGAAUGGGCAUUGAUCUUGUUUGAUGUGGGGUUCGAUGCUGUUACAGCCCUUGACUUUGAUACCUUUGAACUGGUUGUCAAGGACGUGAAGGGUUCGAGUAAGGGAAACAACAAAUUGGUGGCUGAUGCUGUCCUCGAAAAGGAAAAGAACAAGCAGGCAGCCCAGGUGUUCAACCAAUCAUUUAUCUGGGCCGAGGCCAUCGAUACAGCUGCGGAUGUCUACAACGGGUUUGUCUUUUGGUCAACUUUGACUUCGCUGGGACUACUCGUUUGGUAUUUUCCACUCUGGCAUAUGGGUAUCUCUGGCUACGAGGUUAUGGUUAUGUCCACUGUGUCACCAUUCUUGCUUGCAAGUCGUCGAUUGCGUUCCUUCGUCGUGAAGAAUCUUCGGAUUUUUCAUUUCUCAGCUCUGGCCGGAUUACUAGCAUAUCAGGUGACGGAUCCAGUCCUUCGUUUGUUCAUCGUUGGCUUCGCGGUCUGGAUGUCUUGUCUGUCAUGGGCAGCUACUUGGUACUCAGAGGGUGGACAACCAGGUCGCCUGGAGUCGAAAAUAUCUGCAUGGACUAUUGGUUUGAUCGCUUCCAGCGUCGUGAAAUUCGCAUGGCAGACAAGCAAUCCAAUCUGGCCAACAACUCAUUCAUCGAAUGGGGGUUGGAAUGGCGUGGGUCUCACCCUCGCUAUCCUGGCAGUCAUUCGGUCCACACGAAAGGUUCCAGUUGCUGGUAGCGACUUGGCAAUUCAGGGACGCAGAGAAGGAUCAUCUGUUCUUGCCGGACUCGGUAUUGCAGGGCUAUUUUUUGGCCUGCAUUCCUUACUCUCUGACUCCAGCACGAUGAUAUUGUGGGUCUGGGAGGGAUAUCCUGUGCGAGGUCCAAUCUCAGCACCUCACGGUGCCUGGACAAUCGCGGCAAUGGGAGGUGGCCUGAUUUUGGGUCUAUUCAGCGAAGAUAUUGCUCGAAGCUGGACAUUUUAUGGCAUCGGCUGCGUUGGCGCUGCCAUGUUGACUCUUUAUAGUAACUGGAAAGGAUACUAUGGAGCUUUGAUUCUGGCCGUCUAUCUUAUGGCCGUAUCAGUACCAUUGAUCGGAUCAGCGGCCAGAAAGAAUCCUGCAACUACAUUUGGCCUGGGCUUUCUAGCAUACAACUUCCUGGUCUUGUUCCAUGUGUGGGUUGUUGCUUACGCUUUCGUGCCUGGUGGACCACUCGUUCGCGAGCAUACCGACUGGGUCAUGACAACCAUGAUGAUAUUUAUUGGGUGCGGUGUAUUCUCCUCCGUGUCAUCUACUCCUGCCGCUCAGCGCAAGCGCUUCAAUGCUCUCUUAAACUCUCGGAAGCAGCGCUCAUAUUACCUCUAUGUCCUGGGAGUGCUUCAACUUCUUUCGGUUUCGAUCGCCUACCUUCGAUUCCCAACGUACGACUAUGUGCCAUACCACAAGGACGAGAAGAUUCUUACGGCAGGAAUCUGGACCAUCCAUUUCUCGCUCGAUAAUGAUAUGUGGUCUUCCGAGUACCGAAUGAGAGACGUUAUCAAGGAGCUCGAAAUCGAUGUAAUCGGCCUUCUAGAGUCUGAUCUUCAACGUAUUAUCAUGGGCAAUCGAGAUACCACUCAGUUCUUAGCUGAGGAUCUUGGUAUGUACGUCGAUUACGGACCAGGACCUAACAAACACACCUGGGGUUGUGCUCUCUUGUCGAAGUUCCCAAUUGUGAAUUCGACUCACCACUUACUACCUUCACCUGUUGGUGAACUAGCACCAGCCAUCCAUGCCACAUUGGAUGUGUACGGCGAGUUGAUUGACGUGUUUGUUUUCCACUCUGGUCAAGAAGAGGAUCCCGAAGACAGACGUCUACAGACUGAGUACCUCUCCAAGCUCAUGGGAUCCACACCUCGCCCAUCAAUCCUGCUCUCCUACCUGGUCACCAAACCCUGGGAAGGUAACUAUAACACCUAUGUAUCCGAUAUAAGCGGAAUGCAUGACAUCGACCCAACAGAUUGGGACAGAUGGUGCGAGUACAUCCUCUACAAAGGACUGAAGCGCACCGCGUAUGCGCGUGUGAGUAGAAGUACCAUUACGGAUACUGAGAUCCAAGUUGGGAAGUUCAAGAUCGGUGAACCUGCAAUCGGUCCUCCAGACUUGAGGAAUGCUCGCAUUAGCGAGAGUCAAGUUCCUGAGGGAGAGCGGUUCCCGCAGCUGUUCAAGGGUGAGGGCGUUAGAGGACAUGCAUAUCACGUCUUCAACGAGCCGAGAUACUUUGGUUAG